Messenger RNA from Heteronotia binoei (common prickly gecko), 3903 nucleotides. RefSeq names its product interleukin 1 receptor accessory protein like 2 (gene IL1RAPL2). Bases 438 to 2501 code for a protein of 687 amino acids. Lineage: Eukaryota; Metazoa; Chordata; Lepidosauria; Squamata; Gekkonidae. The record is from RefSeq and is a predicted model, not a curated record. The transcript has 11 exons. Gene Ontology annotation, biological process: signal transduction.
GAGGUGUGUGUGAAUCUCCUCCUCUGUUAUUAACUAGUGCCUCCUGGGUGUGGUGGGUCAAUUGGGGCUUGAGGGAGGAUGAAGGGCUGUGAUAAGUGGGGCAGGAUUUCAAUGCAGCUAAGGGGUGGAGCUCAUGGACACAACUGAGAGGCCAAAGAACAGAGUGAAGAGAUUAAUAGAUGGAGCCAACAGAAAAUGCUAAUUCAUCUAAGCUGUAUAGCGCUCUUCCUCUAUCUGAGGAGGGAAAGGGAAUGAGAAAAGACUGUCUAAAACAGCUACAGUGUUUACUGAAGGUAUUUUUGAGUCUCUGAUGAAAAUACAAGUCCAAAUUGGCUGGAGACCUACUGUUUCUUUGGCUGGCAGACCUGCAUUAAAGACAGCACUAUGAAUUCCUCUGCUUUUAAAAGGCACUAAACAGCUGCUGAAAGGAGUUGGAAAUGAAGCUCCACAUCUUCUUCAUCCUCGUGAGCUGCACUGUAUUCAGCACCAAUGUGAAACUGGUAUCAAAGAGAAAUUCAGUCGAUGGUUGUAUCGAUUGGUUAGUGGAUCUGAAGAAAUACAUGGCUUUGGCAGGUGAACCAGUCCGAAUGAAAUGUGCCCUUUUCUACAGCUAUAUCAGGACUAACUACAGCAUGGCUCAAAGCACAGGCCUUCGACUGAUGUGGUAUAAAAAUAGAGGAGACUUGGAAGAGCCCAUUAUCUUCUCUGAAGUAAGGAUGAGCAAAGACGAAGACUCGAUUUGGUUUCAUGCAGCAGAGGUUCAGGACAGCGGGUUCUACACCUGUGUGUUAAGAAAUUCAACCUACUGUAUGAAGGUGUCGAUGUCAUUGACAGUUGCUGAAAAUGAAUCAGGACUUUGCUACAACAGCACAAUCCGCUAUUUAGAAAAAUCAGAAAUCACUAGAACAAAGAUAAUUUCCUGCCCAGAUAUUGAGGAUUACAAAACAGGAAACCGAGAACCAGAUGUAAUAUGGUACAAGGAAUGUAAGUCAAAAAUGUGGAGAAGUAUAGUAGUUCAGAAAGAAAAUUCUCUUCUGAUACAAGACGUCCAAGAAGAAGAUGGUGGAAAUUAUACUUGUGAGCUAAAGUUUGAGGGAAAGCUAAUAAGAAGAACAACAGAACUCAAAGUUACAGCUUUAGUCACGAAAAGACCUCCGCAGCCUUUAUACCCGACGGAGAACCAGACAAGUGUUAUAGAUGUCCAGCUGGGUCAGCCUCUCAAUGUUGCCUGCAAAGCAUUUUUUGGGUUUAGCGGAGAGUCGGGUCCCAUGAUCUACUGGACACGAGGAGAGAGAUUUAUUGAAGAACUUGAAAAUCACAUUAAAGAAGGGGAAAUCAGGCUUCUCAAAGAGCAUCUAGGAGAAAAAAUAGUGGAGUUAACUUUAAUCUUUGAUGUUGUGAAGGAGCCAGACCUGGCCAAUUAUACAUGCCAUGUAGAAAACAGAAACGGACGGAAACACGCAAGCAUAAUCCUGCGUAAAAAAGAUCUGAUCUCCAGAAUCGAACUCGCUGGUGGCCUGGGGGCUGUCCUUCUCUUGCUAGUGUUGCUUGUGACAAUCUAUAAAUGCUACAACAUAGAACUGAUGCUGUGUUACAGACAGACAUUUGGAGGUGAUGAAGCAGUGGACGACAACAAAGAAUAUGACGCUUAUCUUUCGUAUACCAAAGUGGAUCCAGAUGCAUUAGAUUGUGACAACAGUGAAGAGGACCAGUUUGCUCUUGAAAUCUUGCCAGAUGUGUUGGAGAAACAUUAUGGAUACAAACUCUUCAUUCCAGACAGGGACCUGAUCCCUACUGGAACUUAUCUUGAAGAUCUCGCAAGAUGCGUGGAGCAAAGCCGAAGACUCAUUAUCAUGCUAACUCCAGAUUAUGUCCUCAGGAGGGGCUGGAGUAUUUUUGAGAUGGAAAACAGGCUCCACAACAUGCUAGUGAGUGGAGAAAUCAAAGUGAUUUUCAUAGAGUGUCCCGAAUUAAAAGGGAAAGUGAAUUACCAGGAAGUGGAAUCUUUGAAGCACACCAUCAAACUUUUUUCAAUCAUUAAGUGGAAUGGUCCAAAAAGCAGCAAACUGAAUUCUAAGUUUUGGAAGCGCUUGCUCUAUGAAAUGCCUGUGAAGAAAAAAGAGGUUUUAUCUCGGCGUCAGGUCCUAGAUUCGGCUGAACAGGGUCUUUUUGGAGAUCUCCAAACAGUACCUUCCAUUGCCGUGACAGACACCUCUGUCUCUUUGGCUGCAACACAAGCAGACUUGGGCAGUUAUCAACAAGUGGAUUCUGCACAAACGAGACAUUACUGCAGAGGCUAUGACUAUGACAUGCAAUCAGCAACCUUGCCCUUAGCUGCCAUAAGCAGUAAUCACCACACUUACUGCAACAUACCCCUGACACUACUCAAUGGACAGCUGCCUUUUAAUAGCAACAUGAAAGAUGCUCAAGAAUUCCAUAGGAAUAACUCCUUGUUACCAUUAUCAACAAGGGAGCUGAGCUUCACCAGCGAUAUAUGGUAACAAAAAUCCGAGCAUUGCAGCUCUUGAUUCUUGGUUAUCAGUGAGACAGAUUCUUAGAGGACCUUGAACCUAAAACAUCAGGUGCCAAAACAUUUUGCCAAGUCACAAGCAACUCACUUUUUUACUUGAACCUCUUUGUUUACAUUUCAGAAUUAUUGGUGGGGAUGGAGGGGGGUAAACCUACUUUUGUAGUUCACUAAUAAGUUCUUAUCUUUUAAUGUACAGUUUUAAUGCAUCUUUAUUACAAAACUGUAUGGGGGCAUGGGAGAGUAUUUUAAAAGAAGGGCUCACAGCCUGGUGAUGGAUUGACAUUUAGUGCUAUAUAUGAUAAAGCAAGACUCCUUAUUUAUAUAUUAGUACUUCAGAAAUUUAAAUGGAAUUUUUUUAGAGAACACUAGAUAGAAAAGACAACACAAUUUGCAGAUUUGAAACACAGCUAGCUACAAAGGGAAUGAUUUUCAUUUCAAAGCACACCUGGAAGACCCAUGAUCAAAAGUGGAAUAUUUUAUCCUGUGAGAUUGUCACCAAUACACCUUUAGAAGAUGGGCAGGUGAACCUCUGUAGUGACUGACAGCUUUUGGUUUUUUUACUCAGCAGUACCUAUGGUUGGAAAAAAGUACAUCAUUCACUUUCACACUAUUCGUCCUUUUGUUAUCAGGAUCUUUCUUACCUCUACUUGAUGGUUACCAUUGUGUUUUUCUUAAGCAAAUUCCUAGGAAGUUGACAGCAUUUAAGGUUCUGUAGAUUUUUUUUAAAGCUCGUUUAAGCUUGCUAUACAGGUUUCUAAGGACUUCCUUUCACAUUUUACCUACCAAACGGAUUGUCUUCUUGUUAACCAACUGCUGAUUUGAACAUUUCUUAAACUUCUUGACCUUGUAAGAUUUGUAUUAAUGGGUAACGUAACUUUUUAUUUUGCACAGGGUUAUUUAUUUACUUUUCAGAUUUAGUGGUGUUACAGCUUACAAAUUUACAAACUGACAUCUUGACAGAGAAUGUCACCAACAGAAAAAAAUAUUACAGCAAUACUCACAAACAAAGUGCUGAAUUACCAGUGGUCUGACUUCUGUUGCAUUGAUAAUUGCCUAAAACAGAAAAGGGAGUUUAUUCUGUGUGGGCGUAAUCCAGGAAAAGAUUCAUAGUAAAUCCCAUGAAUGGGACAUGUGAUGGCAGAUCUUGCAUUCCUUGAAUGCCUUGGUUGCUGUUUCUUGUGGCUCCAUCCUACAAAUAUUGGCAGGGGACACUCAUAUGGUUGCACUAGCAUCUCCCUUUCUCUGUGAGUAAUCUGCAAAACAAUCCUUAUUUUACAUCAUUUUUUUUUUUUACUGGAAUGGUGGCCUGAAUGCUAAAAGUGCGACAUAUAUGCUCGUUAUUAUUACUAUUAUUACACUGGUUUGAGAAAUCA